AUGUCGCGCCGACAUUCUUCGCGUCCUAGUCCACCGACUGUCGCUUUGCCACCGCUUUUUCAGCUAGCCCGCUGCUCCCUUGAGCAGAUUACCAAGGCUCUUGAUAAUCUCUGUGCUAUCUAUAUCGACACUCCGUCCCUCGUCCUCACAAAGUCUUCGCUUCCAGGACACCUUCAUCAGCACCGCAUACACGACACCUCUGUACCUGAUUCCGGGUAUGCUUCAGCCGAAGAAGACGAGGAUGAUGAUGAUGAUUUCCGAGAUGCAGAACCUUACGACGUCGAUAUUCUUCUCUCGGAUACCUUUGAGCGCGAGUAUGCCAUUCGCUGGCUUACUGGUUUCACUGCACGUUCCGACGCUUGGGUCUUGUCCGUCGACUCGGAAGCAGACGCUCGAGCUGCCCUCGUGGAUACAGCCGCCUCCAUCCUCGCCUCACUCUCUGGAGAUGAGGAAGAGCAGCCUCUAACUCGCAAAUUUAUGUUCCCGACAGUGGCAGGGGAAGUCGACGUCGAGCUCAAUGACGCUCCCCUGCUCAGCGAGGAUCAUACCUCCGUCGGAUUGCAAAGCUGGGCGAGCUCGAUCCUCCUCGCGGAACGCAUUUGUGCAUCACCGGAAGCUUUCGCACUCACUGCUUCGGAUGCGCGCAUGCCAAGGGUGCUGGAACUCGGCGCGGGCACCGGUCUGCUUAGUAUUGUUUCCGCGAAAGUGCUCCAGCGACAAUCAUCCGAACCUCGUAUGCGGCCUUGCGUUAUAGCCACGGAUUACCAUCCCUCCGUGCUCUCUAAUCUCCGGUCGAAUGUCGAUACCAACUUCGUCCACCCGUUUCCGGUUGCGGUGCAGUCCCUGGAUUGGCAGCAGCCCACGUACGACGGCGAGUUGGAGCGGCCGUUCGACGUUAUACUCGCUGCGGAUGUUAUAUACCAUCCGGAGCACGCGCGGUGGAUCAAGAACUGUGUCGAGCACACCCUUGUUCGCCCGGAUGAUGUGGUCCGAGGGGGACUGUUGUGGCUAAUAAUCCCGCUGCGCCGAACGGGUCGCCACGAGGGCAUGAGCAACACCGUCGAGGAAGUUUUCCCGCAUGUGUCGACUAUAGGACGUCGGGUGACGAAGGUCCUGGAAUUAGCCAUCUUGCGCGUCGAAGAACUCGAACGACAUGCAGGAGUCGGCCGGGCAGACGAGGGCGGCUACAAGUUAUACGAGAUAGGCUGGGUACAAGCAAGCAGGCCAGCAGCUGAGUAG
Fibroporia radiculosa is the source of this 1239-nucleotide messenger RNA. RefSeq lists its product as uncharacterized. The transcript has a single exon. Lineage: Eukaryota; Fungi; Basidiomycota; Agaricomycetes; Polyporales; Fibroporiaceae. The record is from RefSeq and is a predicted model, not a curated record. The coding region runs from base 1 to 1239 and encodes 412 amino acids.